AAAUCGUUUCGUUGCUUCACUCAACUACCCGAUAAGAUCGGCGAUGCAAACUUCGAAACACCAUCGCCGAAGUCCUCUGUCUCGACAAGACAGUCCACUUUUGCGAAUCCACCACAUCAUCUGACGAACUCGGUGACAGUUGAAACCGACUUGAACAGUCAAUAUUCCUCGAGUGCUACCGCCACAACAAUCGAGCCCACUGACAUCACUGAUCACCGCAUAAAUAACGACCUUCCUCUACCACUUCCAACAACAUUCAAUAACGCAGUCUUCAUGAGACGGCAUCAGAAUGACCGAGAAUCUUAUAGUAUACUGUGA
Messenger RNA from Anisakis simplex (herring worm), 318 nucleotides. The record is from the annotation of a GenBank genome assembly. NCBI's taxonomy places the organism in Eukaryota, Metazoa, Nematoda, Chromadorea, Rhabditida, Anisakidae.